This is a messenger RNA of Daphnia carinata, 1550 nucleotides long. It is a transcript of the gene barc, whose product is annotated as HIV Tat-specific factor 1 homolog. Gene Ontology annotation, cellular component: U2-type spliceosomal complex; U2 snRNP. The transcript has 5 exons. Lineage: Eukaryota; Metazoa; Arthropoda; Branchiopoda; Diplostraca; Daphniidae. Gene Ontology annotation, molecular function: RNA binding. The record is from RefSeq and is a predicted model, not a curated record. Bases 118 to 1506 code for a protein of 462 amino acids. Gene Ontology annotation, biological process: mRNA splicing, via spliceosome.
AUUAAUCGUCGCCUGUCAGUAAGUUCAUUCAAACUUAAUCUUGCGUUUCUGCGAUUGUGUAUUGUUCGUUAUUAUCCAACACUGGCAGAAUCCGUGAUUUGCUCUCUUAAAAGUAAUAUGGAUGCGUCCUCGUAUUCGUACGAGGGCGACGUCUGUAUACAUACCGAUCCUGCAACAGGGUACCAAUAUCAGUGGAAUACCGAAGAAAAGAAAUGGGAGCCAAAGACCAGUACCGAAACCCAGGUCGUUGCUAAUGCCAGUACCGAACCGAAAUAUGAAAUAGUGGGAAAUACUUAUGUGUACAAAGAUGAAAAUGGAAGGCUUCUUGAAUGGGAUCUAUCAGCUAAGGAAUGGAAACCAAAGAUUGUGACAAAAGCAAAAAGGAUUGCAAAAAAUCCAGAUGAAGAGUUUGAUUCUUCAGAUGCAAGUGAUGAAGAGAAAUUGCUGGAACAAAAACGAAGUGUUAUCAGCCAUCAUGUGUGUGUGAAUAGCAAUGGAGUUAGAACCUACACUGACCCUUCAGAUGGGACUAUUUUUGAAUGGGAUGAAGAUAAAAAGGCUUGGUUUCCAAAAUUAGAUGAAGAAUUUAUUGCUCGAUAUCAGUUAAGUUAUGGUGGGAAUGCAAUUGCAGAGCCGGAACCAGUACCAGUACCAGAACCACACACGAAAAAGAAAGAACCACAGCCAAAAUUAGAAAAGAAACAAGCCAGUGAGCCAAAUUGGUUUGAAGUUGAUCAAACUAAGAACACUAAGGUCUAUGUCACUAAUCUUCCCUCCGACAUAAGUGAAGAAGAAGUGGUUGAGUUCAUGCAAAAGUGUGGAAUGGUUGAAAAAGACUUGGAAAGUGGAAAGCAUAAAAUAAAGCUCUACAGAGAUGAAAAUGGGCAGGUGAAAGGAGAUGCCCUCUGCACAUACAUCAAGGUUGAAUCAGUAGACCUUGCUUUGAGGAUUUUAGACGGGAGCGUUCUUAAAGGCAACACUGUUGGUGUUGAACGCGCCAAGUUUAUGCUCAAAGGGGACUAUGACCCAACGAAAAAGCCACGGAAGCGUAAGAAGAAGGAUGUAGAAAAGUUGAAGAGGAAGCAGGAAAAAUUGUUUGAUUGGCGACCAGAUAAAUUACGAGGAGAACGCUCGAGAAAUGAGAACGUAGUGGUAUUGAAACGACUUUUCAAACCAGAAGAAUUCGAUGUCAAUCCUGCUAUGUUGCUAGAAUAUCAACGCGAUUUAAGGGAAGAAUGUGCCAAGUUUGGACAUGUGAAGCGCGUGAUUAUUUUUGAUAGAAAUGAAGAGGGAGCAGCACAAAUUUUUUUCAAGACCCCUGAAGAAGCUGAUCGAUGUAUUGAAGUUCUACAUGGACGUUGGUUCGCAGGUCAGAAAAUAACAGCCGAAACAUGGGAUGGGCAAACAAAAUACAGGAAGGAUGAAACUGAAGAGGAAAAAUCAGCUCGGUUGAAAAAAUGGUCUGAGUUUUUAACUAAAGAAGAACAAGAGGAAUCUGAUGACUGAGUGAAUCGUAUGUAUGAAAUGCGGUGAACUGAAAUAAACAUCCC